CGGGGUCGGGCCAAUCGGAGGCGCGCAUUGCCAAUCCAGUUCUUUUUCACUACCCGCGCUCUCAACCACCAGGAAACCUGCGGUCCGAACAACGAGGGAUUGCUCGCUCAACCAAUUCAUCUCCUGCCGGUCAAGUUGGUCUACUUGGGAUUGAAUAAUCGAGGCCGUGAAUCUCACGCUACGAAACUUUUUAAUACCGAUUCCCCGACCGCAGCGGCUGUGGACCUUGCGCUCCUCUCCUUUGUUCCGCCAUGGGCAAAUACAAUCUCACAGCCCUCCGGGUUCGACAGACUGCUCUUAACCAAGCAGCAACCGGAAAGUUCAAAGUUCUGCCAACAUGGGUUAAGGCAUUAGGCGAUAUCCCUCCUUCCCAGGUUCUUGUGCGGAACCAGCCCCAGCAACACCAGCUCGUCCGACAACGCGUGAAGACAAUUCCCGGAUCCUCAAAGACGCAGGCCGUCUUUGAAGCACAAGAGAAGCGGACGAAACCGAAGAAGACAAGCCGCUUAUUUCAGCCCGUGGAGAUUAAAUUCGAGGAGGACCAGCUGCGAAAGGAAUUUUUCCGCGAUCAUCCUUGGGAGCUUGCCAGACCUCGCGUUCUUAUCGAAAGUUCUGGCAAAGACUUUGAGAGUCAUGACUGGAGUCGGGGAAUUCAGCAACCAGGAAAGAGGUUGGAUGGUGAGAGUGUCGUUCAGAGACAGCUCUGGCUCCUGAAUAAUGUACCUGAUAUGACAAAGAGUGCUGCUUAUGAUAUCGCGCGCCGGGAAUUCUACAAACUCCGUCUGCAGGAGGACAUUGAACGACGAGUUGCUGCGGAAGAGGCGGAAGCGACCGGUGCAACAUUUGGACCUACACUUCUCGAUGUCGGUAUGCAGCUCGAGAACCAGGAAUACGAGCGCUGGAAGGAAUGGGCCAAGAUGGAGGCUCAGGUACAGGAGCAGAAAGCAGCCGCAUUCACCGGUGCUCCGGAGGUCGCAACCCCCAGUGAAGAAAGCGUUGAGGAGGCCACUACCGAGGAACGGGCCACGCAGUAAACCUAGAGAUGAUAAUUUUGGAGGAUUUGCUUAUUGAUUGAUCCCUUUGUUGUCGGGGACAUUUACUUAUACCCGACAGACUUGAUGGCCAUGUAUACUACUGAGGACUGUUUCAUAUUGUGUCUAUUCUCUUUUCUUAUUCUUCUGUUCUUCAUGGAAGUUUCUCUUUGCUACCAGACAUGAGAUCUUAGACUGUAUAAAAAGAUCAAUUCACACCUGAAUUGGAUGUGCGUUUCACAAUAGACUAAUACUACAUUAAAUAGGCAGUCAAUUCUGAC
This is a messenger RNA of Aspergillus wentii DTO 134E9, 1312 nucleotides long. RefSeq names its product mitochondrial 37S ribosomal protein mS23 (gene rsm25). Gene Ontology annotation, cellular component: mitochondrial small ribosomal subunit. The coding region runs from base 252 to 1034 and encodes 260 amino acids. The transcript has 2 exons. The record is from RefSeq and is a predicted model, not a curated record. Gene Ontology annotation, molecular function: structural constituent of ribosome. Lineage: Eukaryota; Fungi; Ascomycota; Eurotiomycetes; Eurotiales; Aspergillaceae.